Messenger RNA from Mauremys reevesii (Reeves's turtle), 4209 nucleotides. RefSeq names its product repulsive guidance molecule BMP co-receptor b (gene RGMB). Bases 215 to 1258 code for a protein of 347 amino acids. Lineage: Eukaryota; Metazoa; Chordata; Testudines; Geoemydidae. Gene Ontology annotation, cellular component: plasma membrane. The transcript is spliced from 6 exons. The record is from RefSeq and is a predicted model, not a curated record. Gene Ontology annotation, biological process: BMP signaling pathway. Gene Ontology annotation, molecular function: coreceptor activity.
GGAAAGGGGCUGCUCCGUUGUCCCUGCCCUCUCGCUCUGCGAAAGAGCUGAAUGACGCGCUGUGCUCUUGCUAUUAUUGUUCCAGCUGGCAAGAGUCAGGGAUGAAGACACGGGGAUGUUUGUGGUCUUAAUUUGCAAAGUAUCCCGUCCUCUAGGAGAACAGGAUGCAGCGUUGACUCCACCGAUCCGCGCAACACCCUCCUAAGGGUUAAAUAUGAUGAGGAAGAGGAGGAAGCGAGGAGGCCGGCUCGCCUGCCCAUGCAGCAGCCCCGUCCCGCCGCCGCCGCCGCCGGAGUCCCGCAGACCUGCAUGGACGGGCAUGGGGAGAGCAGCACCUUCCUGCGCCGCCGCCGGGGCUGAGCAACGCCGCCGCCGGCUGCACCCGCCGCCGCUGGCCGCCCUGUUUCUCCUCUUCAACGUCGGGCUGCUGCUGCGCACAGGUGACUGCCAGCUGCAAACACCAUGUCGAAUCCAAAAGUGCACCACAGACUUUGUGUCAUUAACUUCGCAUCUAAACUCUGCUCUUGAUGGCUUUGAUUUGGAGUUCUGCAAAGCCCUGCGGGCAUAUUCUGCCUGCACCUAUCGCAAUUCCAAAGUCUGUCGUGGAAACCUAGUUUAUCAUUCUGCUGUGCUAGGGAUCAGCGACCUCAUGAGCCAGAGAAACUGCUCCAAGGAUGGGCCAACAUCUUCUACUAACCCUGAAGUUACCCACGACCCCUGUAAUUACAGUGGCCGCAUAGGAGCCAGAGAACUUCGGGGAGGGGAGCAAACCCCUCCUACUUACCUCUUUUGUGGUUUGUUUGGUGAUCCUCACCUUAGGACUUUUAAGGAUCACUUUCAGACAUGCAAAGUGGAAGGUGCCUGGCCUCUCAUAGACAAUAACUACUUAUCAGUGCAAGUGACGAAUGUGCCUCUAGUGCCAGGAUCCAGUGCUACUGCUACAAAUAAGAUAACUAUUAUCUUUAAAUCAUACCAAGACUGCACAGAGCAGAAGGUGUACCAGGCAGUGACUGAUGACCUACCGGCGGCUUUUGUAGAUGGCACAACAAGUGGAGGUGAUAGUGACACCAAGAGCUUGCGCAUAGUGGAGAGAGUCAGUGGCAGAUACGUGGAGAUGCACGCCAGGUACAUCGGGGCCACUGUGUUUGUGCGCCAAGUUGGACGUUACCUAACGCUGGCCAUUCGCAUGCCAGAAGAGCUGGCCAUGGCUUAUGAAGAAAGCCAGGACCUCCAGCUGUGUGUGAAUGGCUGCCCCUAAACACACUUUUCCUUAACAGUCCCUGUCACAGCUGUCCACCUUCUCUUGGGGCUGACUGAUAGCACCCCUCCAGCUGAUUAGAUUCACACUGCAGCUAAGUGACCUAAGAAAUUCCCUUUCAUAAGCAGUGCAUCUACCAAAUGUGUUAGAAUAUAGGGAGAGGGAGAUUUCAACAGAGUCCUCAUGCAUGGUAGGGAUAAAGUUCAACCAUUAGGUCACUGAAUCAAUCUAGUGCCUUAAAUUAUUGCAAGAAAGAGGUAACAUCUUACACAGUAAAGAUUUUCAACAGUAAAAAUACCCACAUGUGAGUUCCCCCCCCCCCCCACUGUCAUGAUUGCUAAUUGGUCUAAGUGUUUGUUUUUCUCUUGGAAACAGUGUAGCCUAGAUUAGUGAGUCUCUAGCAUUCCAAGGGUAUGUCUGCACUGCAUUUUAAAGCCUAUGGCAAGGAGGCUCGGAGCCCAGGUCUACAGACUCGGGCUUGGGGGCUCACUCUGUGGCGCUUAAAACCGUAGUGUUCUGAAAUCCACUCACCUCCAGGCUUCAGAGCCUGAGCUCCAGACCUAAGCCUGAAUGUUUGUGACUCUUUUUAGUUCUGUAAUGUGAGCCCCAGUCUAUAGACCUAGGCACUGUGGCAGGUUGAUGUGGGGUGAUUGUGGGUUUUUGUGGGGUGGGAGUGUUGUGUAUACAUGAGUAACAGACUGGACUAGUCCUUGCUUUCAUUACUCUAAAGUUCAGUAAGUAAACUUUACAGUGUGUGUUGGGUAAUGUGAGAGGUGGUACUUGAGAGUUAAAUCUCUCUUUUUGCAUGGAAUGAUGAAGGGCUAGACAGGUUAAGGAUGGUCUCCUUUUAGCAAUUGCUGGGACUCUCUGUUGGCAGAGAGACUUAACUUGACACUGGAAUGGGUGGAAGAUUUUACGUGCCACUUACAUUGGGCUGGGAAUGCUGUUUUGAAAACCAAUUAAACUAGCUUGGUUUGGCUAGCCAGUGUGGAAGGCAGAAUGCUGUACUAGACAAGAACACUCUAAUCUGUUCACGUAGUUUGCCCCAUCCUUUCUGCUUGGCCACACUGUUUAAACUGAGUUAGCUGAAAAUGGUUUUCCAACUGCUCUAGGUAGUGUGGUUUCUGGCCUACUGUAGAAUUGGGUAGAGGAAGGGAGCUUUCCUGUUUUGCUGCUCUAAUGUGUCUGGGGGAAGCCCUUGUAUUUUGGGUGGCUGAAUUUCCCCAUUAGUGCACUGAGUUUAAAAAAAAAUUGUGGUGGCUAGAGUUGCUGCCCCAGUACAAGUACAUAGUAAAUGAUGCAGUCUACUAGCUAGUUCCCUGUGCCCCCAGUCCCACAAAUACAUGUACAUGUGUGUGUGUGUGUAUAUAUAUACACUAGUAGUGAAUUGUGAGCCCCAUAGACAAGUAAAAUUUCAGAAAUGUUGUGCUUCCUUCAAUGCGUUUUCUUGUUCCUGCUGUGGGAUUUCUUGAGGAAAAUGUUAUUUGCACAUGUUGGUUUUUGAAGUCCACACUAGCCAAAAGAUCUUUCUUUAAUGCCAAACAUCUGGAUAUUUUGAAGCUUAGUGAAUGGUCUCGGGGGAGAGCUUACACUUAGAGGGAACACUGGUUUUCACAGACACUCCAAAUGGCUGUCUUUUUUAGAAGGCUUCAAAUUUUAUUUUUAUGCUUGGAAACCCCACAAUGUGUCAGUCUUUGCAAAACCUUCUAGAUGUGGUUCAUGGAUAUACCAGUAAGUAUAUGUUUGUGUAAAAGAGUGACUGUGCAGUGUGUAAAUACUUUAAAUUAUUAUGAUAGAAGAAUAAAGUUACAUACCAUGCUGUGGAAUGUUUGUAAUGUGGUAUUAGUGACCCCUGGUGGUUUGACAGAGAAACUUGGGUACAUGUAGUUGUUAACCCUUAAACCAAAGCCCUGUAUUUAUUUUCUGCUAGUACAAGACUGUGCUGUACACAACCUCCAUGCUCCCUUACACAAUUUAUAAGAGGCAAAUAAAUUAGCAAGUGUAGUGAAAUUUAUAAUCAGUAAUAGCAAAACAGGCCAAUUUAAAUGAGUGAAUAGUGUGUGUGGCAGCUGAUCUCUGGAAACAUCCACUUAGCAUCUCACUUAUGUAUACUCUUUCCCUGCACUGUGUGGGGAGACAUUUGGCAAAUUGUAAAUCCAGUGGUCUCCUUUUGCUGCUUCUGUUUGAGUAAGAUUUAUCAAGUCCAUCAGUGUUUCCUAUCCUGCAGCUAUGCAGUCUCUACCAAAUCAGGAGAACCUUUGAAAGAUGUAGAAAAUCCACCACUAACUGUAUAUGGAUGUUUACAUUUACAAAAUGUCCAACUCUGGAUUUUACAUAAGUUCACGGUAUUCUGUGAAAAUGAUUUACUAAACAGUCAUGGAAACAUAAUAUAUUAGCUACAGAACUAAUACUAUGUUGCCAAGCUUGGUUAUAUUUGAAGCAUUAAAAAAAGUGAAUGUCUUCUGGUACUACUCACUAGGGCUGAAAAGUAACAUCUAAUAAGUGGAAAAUGCCCCAUUUAGAAGAGCUAUAGAUGGAGACUUUAAAUGUACAUGUGCCACUACAGUGUACAGCAGGAUGACAGGGGCAGCACCUGAGUAUAGUUGCAAAUGUGCAUGACUUACCACUACUAGAUUUGUAGAAGGUCAUACAUAAGACGUCAGCAGUUUAACUUGUACCAAAGCUUAAUUAAACUGAAAAUAGCCACUGUUUUUCCUUUGCACUUACUUGGAUUUUUCAAAAUGUUUGGUAUCUUGGAUGCUAUUGUUUAUUCAUAGGAUUAAAUGUUAAGCAUGAGCUUUUUUGUAGCACUGGUCACCAUGAGCUUUCCCAAACCUAUGCUGAUUUAUCUUUGUAACAUUGUGAGAGAAACAUUAUUUCCAUUUUACAAAUAGAAAAACUGAAGCACAGAGUGACUUUCCAUAGGCCACACAGGCGGAGAACCCAAGAUU